AUGUCUCUUAUCGGUAAGGUCGCCUUGGCUCUCGUGGUCGUUUUGGCUAUCGGACUCGUUGAGUCGACUGUCCAUCAUCGUCACCAUAAGAAGGGAUCCUUCAACCAACCGGAGGAACAUAUCAAGCUGCCAAGAGUUUCUGGGGUAAACCCAGACUACCACAUCUCUGGAAAGAUCUCCUGCGAUGAACGUCCACUCGACCAUGUUCGUCCAUACCUCCAUUCCCCACACUGGCAAAGAGUCAUCAUCAACCUCGCUGUUACCAUGAACGGAGGAGAAUAUCACUUGUCGACUGGAACCACUUGGGAUUUGAAUGGAAGUGUCCAAAUGAUGAUCCGUCAUCAAUGCCACAUCGAAGGACUCCCACCAAUCAGCACCUGUGGUAUUCCAUACUACACCACCAACUUCGAAAUGGAAUUGGGGAACAACACCUGGAUCACCAAGGAUAUCGACCUCUACAAGAUGAAGCAAUACUCCACCUCCGACUGCCUGUACUAA
Caenorhabditis remanei is the source of this 498-nucleotide messenger RNA. RefSeq lists its product as uncharacterized. The transcript has 3 exons. The record is from RefSeq and is a predicted model, not a curated record. Bases 1 to 498 code for a protein of 165 amino acids. NCBI's taxonomy places the organism in Eukaryota, Metazoa, Nematoda, Chromadorea, Rhabditida, Rhabditidae.